AUGGGCGGAAGCCGCCUCCCCUCCUGCUUCUCUGACAGGGGUCCAGCCCACCAGUUCUCCUGCUCGCAGAGGGCCCCACACUGGCAGAACCAUGAGGCUCCUUCUGCUCCUCUGCUUGGCUGCUCUAGAGUCGCCAGCAGUUUCUCCGUGGACCCUGAGGGAGAUCCCGUGGCCCAGCUGCAGGCUAUCUUCACUCUACUGGACAGAGGAUCAGGACCCAGGGUAGAGAUUUCCUGCGGGGCGGCCUUGGGCAGCCCACCCAUCACCUACAGCCUGCUCAGAAAGGAUGGGCUCCUCUACACAAAGGAGAGCCACAACGAUGGGCGCCCUGCCAACUUCUCCCUCUCACUGAAUCAGACGUCGAGCUGGUUCCGGUGCCAAGCUGAAAAUGACCACGGUGUCCAGUUCAGCCCCCUCAGGCUCCUGCCACCAGGUUGUGACCAGAAGAUGCAGGCUCUGCAGAGUCCCCCCAGGACAGCCAUGGUCCUUGCGCCCUACAGAAGGGCUCUAUUUGAAUAA
Molecule: messenger RNA, 519 nt
Organism: Equus quagga
Lineage: Eukaryota; Metazoa; Chordata; Mammalia; Perissodactyla; Equidae
Gene: C11H17orf99
Product: chromosome 11 C17orf99 homolog
Exons: 5
Coding region: 1-519 (172 amino acids)
Source: RefSeq, a predicted model, not a curated record